AGGUGCUUCCGGAUCGUGUCCGUGAGGGGCGGAGGCUCGGAGGCUGCUGCUGCGGGCGCUCGGCGGCUGCUUUCCACUCGGCGGUGCUGAGGGGUCUGCCGGGGGUUUAUUUCAUCAUCCAAGUUCUUUGCUGCCAUAAUGAGGCUUGUCAUUCUUGAAGACUACGAUCAGGCAAGUGAAUGGGCAGCCAAAUACAUCUGCAAUCGUAUUAUCCAAUUCAAGCCUACUCAAGGAAGAUACUUCACACUUGGUCUACCGACAGGGAGUACACCAUUGGGCUGCUACAAAAAGCUAAUAGAAUAUCACAAGAAUGGAGAUCUCUCUUUCAAAUAUGUGAAGACUUUCAACAUGGAUGAAUAUGUUGGACUUCCCAGAAAUCAUCCAGAGAGUUAUCAUUCAUAUAUGUGGAAUAACUUCUUUAAACAUAUUGACAUAGAUCCAAAUAAUGCUCAUAUCCUUGAUGGGAAUGCUCCAGACUUACAGGUGGAAUGUGAUGCAUUUGAAAAGAAAAUUGAAGAAGCAGGAGGGAUUGAUCUGUUUGUUGGAGGCAUUGGUCCAGAUGGCCACAUUGCAUUCAAUGAACCCGGAUCGAGUUUGUCUUCAAGAACAAGAUUAAAGACUUUAGCAAUGGACACCAUUUUGGCAAAUGCUAAAUACUUUGAUGGAGACUUAUCUAAAGUACCAACUAUGGCGCUAACGGUUGGUGUGGGUACAGUGAUGGAUGCUAGAGAAGUGAUGAUUCUUAUAACAGGUGCACAUAAAGCUUUUGCAUUAUACAAAGCUAUUGAAGAAGGUGUCAAUCAUAUGUGGACAGUUUCUGCUUUCCAGCAGCACCCUCGUACUAUCUUCGUGUGUGAUGAAGAUGCUACUUUAGAACUAAGAGUCAAAACUGUGAAGUACUUUAAAGGACCAGAAGGACACUUAGUUACCAAGAUACCACAGUGCUAGAAUAUUGUAACUCAAGCUGUAAAACUAUUAGUAUGUGUGAAUCUGAUUGUUACAACAAAUUCUUGUAUGUGUUGCUGUUAAGCAUUUAUUAAUAAAAAAGAGAGAGAUGUAUCUCUCAUCAGGUGUUUAAUUGAUAUGAAAGUAUUCCAGAUCUUUUUAACUGGUCUGUGGUCAUUGCUGUCUCAUUUCUUUAGUUUAUACUGAAGAUGGCAAUAAUAUUUAAGUGAUACAGGAAAAAAUACAUAAUUAGCAUAUAUUGUCUUAAUUACUUUUGCUUUUAAACUACUUUUCAGUGAACUGUUUAAAAUGUAUACUUUGAAGUUAGCUCCAAAGGUAUGGAUAGGAAGACAUGUUGGAAAAAGUAUCUUAAAAAUUAUGUAAAGCUGGCAUUGUUGCUUUCCCCUCAAGGUUUAAUGCAUGUGCACAAUAAACUCGUGGACCCACUGUACAGUAUGAAAGAAAACUGAAAGAAGAAUUGAAGAGGAACUGCAUGUAGGUCAACAGCAACAGUUUUAGGUAGCAGAUGAGUUCACUGCUAUGCAAUAUACUGAAAACUGUUUAAAAUGGGAAAUCCUAGGUACUGUAUUUUUUUUUAAAAGGUCCAAUAUAUGUACAUUCACAUUCCAUCUCUAUUUGGUGUUGUGCAUUUUGCUUUAAUAUUUAGACCUCUGGCUGUUACAGUAACUAAAUGGAACAGAACAAGCCUGUGGGAGGCUGCAUGUUAUAUAGGGGUGGAGGGGGGUGGGACAGAGCACUUAUUUUAGCACAGCAAUGCACUGCAUCUGCCUGUUAGAGGAAGUGAUAGAUUAUUUCCAAUAAUCUGUAAUUGUGGCCUCCAUUAGUGCAACUACACUUUGCAUUUGUAUUUCUAGGCAGAAUGGUUUUGGCCUUUGUUAAAUACUAUGGACUUGUAAUAGCUGUACAAUUUCUACUAUGAAAUGUUCUGUUUACAUAAUGCACACUGAGCUUUUGCACUUGAUUGCCUUAAAUUUAUCUUAUACAAACAGUUUUUGGGCAUCUCAAGUCCUGCUGUACAAUUCAGGCAAAUAAAGAUACAAAAACAGUGCCUAAAAAUGCACCCAGUUCUUGCAAGUGUUAUAACUUACUCUGGUUACUUACAUUAAAUGUCUGCCAUAGCACUUCUUCCUCUCAUGUAUUUCAAAUUACUUUAGGGUUUUUAUAUUUUUAGUAAUUGUGCUUUAUAUAUAAGGAAAAAUCUAAAUGUUCCUUUCUGGAUAUGUUUAAUUGUAUUGGAUGGUGUCAUUAAAUGCCUACAAAUAAGUUAAUUUAUAGGAACAUGAAGUCUACAGAUUUAAAUGAUCAUGUAUUAAAGCCUGCUGUUAACCACUCUGUAAUAAUUACCUCUUACUGUAUCACUAUAAAUAUUGAACUGUCACAAGGAAUGUUAUUUCCUCCUUUGAGUAAGUAAAACUUAAAUGUAUCGUUUCCAAAUUGUUUUGUUUCUGAUGUGGAGGGGAGAGGUUCAGUAUUUUGUCAUCUUCAUUGAAGGAAGAGACUAAGAACCAUCUGUGGCUUUUAUUAUUUUUGUGAUCCACUGACUGAGCCUAACUUAAACUAAAUUCUUCAAUUUAAAUGUUAA
Molecule: messenger RNA, 2548 nt
Organism: Gallus gallus (chicken)
Lineage: Eukaryota; Metazoa; Chordata; Aves; Galliformes; Phasianidae
Gene: GNPDA2
Product: glucosamine-6-phosphate deaminase 2
Exons: 7
Coding region: 139-948 (269 amino acids)
Biological process (GO): D-glucosamine catabolic process; N-acetylneuraminate catabolic process; carbohydrate metabolic process
Cellular component (GO): cytoplasm
Molecular function (GO): identical protein binding; glucosamine-6-phosphate deaminase activity
Source: RefSeq, a predicted model, not a curated record